AGUGAGAGAGACAGAAGCUGUGGGAGGGGUGGGUGUAGGUGCCGGCAGCGCAUGGAGUGUGUGCUGCGGCUUCCUGGGCUAUCCCGGGCCAGUGCGCCAGAGGCCCAUCCCUCCUGGCGGCCGCUGGAGGUGUGCCCUCCUGUUCGUCUGCCAGCAGACCUUGGGCAGGGACCUCUGUGUGCCCGGCGCAGACCUGUGUGUGCCCAGUGGGGACCUGUGUGUGCCUAGCAGGGCCACGGGAUCUUGGUGCAAGAUGCAGGUGGUAGAGGUGCCUACCUCAGGGUGCAGCUGGUAGGGUGGGGAGGGAGGCCCGACGCUGGCUGCCUCCUUCCCACGCACGCAGCACGAGGCGGUGUCCAACCUGCGGAAGGCCAAGCAGGGCUACUUUCAGCGGUGCGAGGACCACAACAAGGCUCACCUCCUGGUGUCCAGGGCUGAGGAGGAGCAGGCGGGCACUGGGCCUGGGGCAGGGGGUGCGGCAUCCAAGACCCUGGACAAGCGGCGGCGUGUGGAGGAGGAGGCCAAGAACAAGGCGGAGGAAGCCAUGGCCACGUACCGCACAUGCGUGGCGGACGCCAAGACGCAGAAACAGGAGCUGGAGGACACCAAGGUGACAGCGCUCCGGCAAAUCCAGGAGGUCAUCCGGCAGAGUGACCAGACCAUCAAGUCGGCCACCAUCUCCUACUACCAGAUGAUGCACAUGCAGACAGCCCCGCUGCCCGUGCACUUCCAGAUGCUGUGCGAGAGCAGCAAGCUGUACGACCCGGGCCAGCAGUAUGCCUCCCACGUGUGCCAGCUGCGGCGCGACGAGGAGCCAGAUGUCCGCUACGACUUUGAGCCCCACGUCUCCAACACCUGGUCCCCCGUCAUGCGUGCCCGGAAAGGCAGCUUCAACGUCAGUGAUGUCACAGGCACGGAGGCUGCGGGCAGCCCCCCAGAGGAAGGAGGGCCCAGCGAUGGGGCGCUUGCCAAGGGGAGCAGGGAUGUGCCUCCUCCCACAGGUAGGCGCGGGCACCAGCCGCACAAGUCCUGGCCCAUCUCCGUCUCGGACUCUGACGGCAGCCUGGACCCCAGCCCCGGCUCAGGGGACUUUAAGAAGUUCGAGCGGACAUCGUCCAGUGGCACCAUGUCAUCCAGUGAGGAGCUGGCGGACCCAGAGGGCGGCGCAGGGGUGUCCGCCUUCGAGCAGGCCGACCUCAACGGCAUGGCCCCCGAGCUGCCAGUGGCUAUGCCCAGUGGCCCCUUCCGCCACAUGGGGCUGUCCAAAGCGGCCCGUACCCACCGGCUCCGAAAGCUGCGCACGCCAGCCAAGUGCCGGGAAUGCAACAGCUAUGUCUACUUCCAGGGUGCCGAGUGCGAGGAGUGCUGCCUGGCCUGCCACAAGAAGUGCCUGGAGACCCUGGCCAUCCAGUGUGGCCAUAAGAAGCUGCAGGGCCGCCUGCAGCUCUUCGGCCAGGACUUCAGCCGAGCUGCCCGCAGAGCCCCCGACGGCGUGCCCUUCGUCAUCAGGAAAUGCGUCUGUGAGAUCGAGCAGCGGGCCCUGCACACCAAGGGCAUCUACCGGGUCAACGGGGUGAAGACGCGUGUGGAGAAGCUGUGCCAGGCCUUCGAGGCUGGCGAGGAGCUGGUGGAGCUCUCCCAGGCCUCGCCACACGAUAUCAGCAACGUGCUCAAGCUCUACCUGCGCCAGCUGCCUGAGCCGCUCAUAUCCUUUCGGCUCUACCAUGAGCUUGUGGGGCUGGCCAAGGACAGCCUGAAGGCUGAGGCUGAGGCCAAGGCGGUGUCCCGGGGCCGGCCGGACGUGGCCGAGAGCGAGGCUGCGGCCGUGGCCAUGGCUGGCCGGCUGCGGGAGCUGCUGCAGGACCUGCCCCCGGAGAACCGGGCCUCACUUCAGUACCUGCUGCGGCACCUGCGCAGGAUCGUGGAGGUGGAGCAAGACAACAAGAUGACCCCGGGGAACCUGGGCAUCGUGUUUGGGCCCUCGCUGCUGCGGCCGCGGCCCACCGAGGCCACCGUGUCCCUCUCCUCGCUUGUCGACUAUCCCCACCAGGCCCGCGUCGUGGAGACCCUCAUCACCCACUACAGCCUGGUGUUUGAGGAGGAGCCCGAGGGGGUGCCCGGGGGCCAGGAUGGGACGUACAACCAGCAGGCUGAGGUGGUGGUCCAGAUGCCGUACCUGGAGGCGAGUGAGGGGGCUGCCUUCCCCCUGCAAGAGGUGGCUGAGGAUGGGGGCCAAGGAUCCCGCGUUGCCUCCAAUGACUCUGACUCUGACCUGGACGAGGCCUCGGGGCUGCUGUCCCCGGCAGGCGGGGCCACCCUGCACCGCCUCAGCUUCCUGGAGAAGCAGGGCAGCGAGGCCGGCACGGAGGGGAGCCGAGGCAGCUGCAGCGGCAGCGAGGAGCGGCUGGAGGCCGUGGCCGGGCUGGGCGGGGACGGGGACGGGGACGGGGCGGGUGAGGGCGAGGACCUGGCCCAGCCGCUCUCCGAGUACAACACCAACCAGAACAACAGCGUUGCCGGGGCCUGGCUGCCUGCCAUGAGGCUCCGCAGGGGCAGGUGGGCUGCGGUGGGUGCUGGCCAGGACAGGUGGCUGGUGUUCGUCUAGCUGGGGCGGGCCCAGUUCCCGUCCCCGUGGGCAUCCCUGCGCCCGGCCACGUCGUCCUGGGCUCUGUGGCCGGAGCUCUCAGGCUGCGCGUCCACUCACCGGGGGGCCUCCCUGCCACCCGCAGUGAGGGCAGCACCGGCCACCUUUUCCAGAGGCUUCCAGGAGCUCGUAUCCCUGUGCCCCUGUGCCUGGCAGGCCCGCUUGGCCAAACUGGAGUUACUCCGGGGCUGUGUGGACGGGAAAACAUCCCUGCUGAGCGACCCCUUUCCUUGGGCCCAGCCACCCGUCCACCACAGGCUCUGUCCUGGCCUCAUGCCGCCAGGCCGUGGCAGCCACACUGGGUGGGCUGGCGGUGGCUUCAAGACGCCCUUGCUUUUGUGGAGAACUGGGAUUGGACCCCUGGGCCUUAGGUACAGGGUUAGUGCCUUCUCAGGCCACACUGUGGUUCUUUGACAUGCAUUUAUUUUGCUUAAAAUAAAGUUUUUGACCUGG
This is a messenger RNA of Manis javanica (Malayan pangolin), 3097 nucleotides long. Lineage: Eukaryota; Metazoa; Chordata; Mammalia; Pholidota; Manidae. The record is from RefSeq and is a predicted model, not a curated record.